CUGUGAGCGUGCGCUGGCGCGGGUCCUCGCGCGGCGCGUGCCCCGGCCGUCAGCUUUGGCGAGGUGGGCGCGCGCGCGCCGCGUAUAGUGCUGGGGGAGCGGGACAGGGUAGUGAGGCAGCAUUGGCCGAGAGGACUCACUCGUUGGCCAGAACCUAGCAGCAAGUUACGGAGGCCCCAGCUCGGCCUGGGCGGGAAGGGACCGGACGCGCCCGUCACGGGCGCCAGCUCCACUCCGCUCACCGCCCCCGCGCAGACGAUUGGGUUCGCGGCGGUCCCGGCUUCAGCCGCGCCGCCGUGUCGGGGACCAUGAGCCGCCGGGCCCCGCCGCGGGCCCCUCCGGGCUGAGGGGCCGCCGCCGCGUGGGCUGCGGAGGGCGGACGACCCCGGCCACUGCCGCCGGGUCCCCAGCGAGCCCCUGGCCCCAAGGCUGGGGCCCCGCGCCGCGCCCCGGAGCCCGCGCGCCCGGAGAAAGAAUGCACUCGCCCGUGGACCCCAGCGCCAAGCAGGCUCUGAGGAAAAAGCCCCCCGAAAGGACCCCGGAGGAUUUAAAUACUAUUUAUUCUUAUCUUCACGGGAUGGAGAUUUUGUCAAAUCUCAGGGAACAUCAGCUAAGGUUAAUAUCUGCAAGAGCACGGUAUGAAAGAUAUAAUGGCAAUCAAAUUCUUUUUUGCCCUGAAACCAUUGCCAGAUGUUGGUAUAUUCUUCUUUCUGGAUCUGUAUUUAUGAAUGAAUCUGUAAUUUUCGCUCCUCAAAGUUUUGGUAAACAGUUUGGAGGAAAAAGAGGAUGUGACUGUAUUGUACUAGAGCCUUCAGAAAUGAUUGUGGUAGAGAAUUCCAAAGAUAAUGAAGAAGAUCUCCUCCAAAGAGAAAUUGCUGGAAGACAAUCUCGAAGAAGGUUUAGGAAAAUUAACCACAGGGGAGAACGACAGACCAUUACUGACAAUGUGGAUGCUAACAGUUACCUUACUCUUCCAGCAGACCUUAACAAGUUGCACCUUACAGAAAACCCUCAUCCACAGGUGACCCACGUCCCUUCUAGCCAGUCUGGAUGUAGCAUUGCCAGUGACUCAGGGAGCAGCAGUUUAUCUGAUAUCUACCAGGCUACAGAAAGUGAGAUAGGAGAUGUGGAUUUGACAGGUCUACCUGAAGCACCUGUUGAUUCUGAGGAUGAAGAAGAGGAAGAUGAAGACAUUGAUCGAACAGCUGAUCCAUUGCUAGGGAGAGAUCUUGUCCGAGAAUGUCUUGAAAAGGAGCCUGCAGAUAAAACUGAUGAUGACAUUGAGCAAUUACUGGAAAUUAUGCAUCAACUACCUGCCUUUGCAAAUAUGACCAUGUCUGUAAGAAGAGAACUUUGCUCAGUUAUGAUCUUUGAAGUGGUAGACCAGGCUGGAGCUGUCAUUCUUGCAGAUGGUCAAGAACUUGAUUCAUGGUAUGUCAUUUUAAAUGGAACUGUAGAAAUCAGUUAUCCUGAUGGAAAAUGUGAAAGCCUGUGUAUGGGAAAUAGCUUUGGAAUUAUUCCUACUCUGGAUAAGCAGUACAUGAAUGGAGUUGUCAAAACCAAAGUAGAUGACUGUCAGUUUGUGUGCAUAGCCCAGCAAGACUAUUGGAGAAUCUUGAAUCAUGUUGAAAAAAAUACCCAUAAAGUUGAAGAAGAAGGAGAAAUUGUUAUGGUACAAGAGCACAGAGAGCUGGAUCGUAGUGGAACUCGAAAAGGGCAUAUUGUCAUCAAGGCAACACCUGAACGACUCAUCAUGCAUUUAAUAGAAGAACAUUCAGUUGUGGACCCAACUUACAUAGAAGAUUUUCUGUUGACAUAUAGGACAUUUCUUGAAAGCCCCUUAGAAGUUGGAAAUAAGUUAUUGGAAUGGUUCAAACUUGACAGUUUAAGAGACAAGGUCACACGAGUAGUGCUUUUAUGGGUAAAUAAUCAUUUCAAUGAUUUUGAAGGAGACCCUGCUAUGACUGGAUUUCUAGAAGAAUUUGAAAAAAACCUAGAAGAUACAAAAAUGAAGGGGCAUCUCCGUUUGUUAAAUAUUGCCUGUGCUGCAAAGGCUAAAUGGAGGCAAAUUAUUUUGCAGAAGACUUCCCGAGAAUCACCACUUUUUUUCAGCCUCACUGGAGGAAAUGAGGGGUUUGGUAUUUUUGUGGAAGGAGUAGAACCAGGCAGCAAAGCUGCUGAAGCUGGACUUAAACGUGGUGACCAGGUAAUGGAAGUUAAUGGACAAAAUUUUGAGAACAUUACAUUGGGGAAGGCUCUUGAAAUAUUAAAGAAUAAUACUCAUCUCUCUCUGACUAUAAAGACCAACAUCUUUGUAUUUAAAGAAUUAAUUAGUAGGACAAAGCAAGACAAAAAUGGUGUUCCUCAUAUUCCCAAAAUUGCUGAGAAGAAAAGUAAUCGCUAUUCUAUUCCUGAUAUGCCUGGAGAUAUGGAACAGAUGUUUCCACAGGAGAAAGGAAAUAAAAAAAUUAAAGCAAACACUGUUUCAGGUGGAAGAAACAAAAUAAGGAAAAUUUUGGAUAAAACACGAUUCAGCAUCUUGCCUCCCAAGUUAUUCAGUGAUGGCAAUGUGAGCCAGUCACAAGAUGACAGUGUCCUUGGAACAAGGCAGUGUAGGCAUAGUCUAGCUAUAAUGCCUAUUCCUGGAACUCUUUCCUCAAGUAGCCCUGAUCUCCUGCAGCCUACAACUAGCAUGUUGGAUUUUUCUAAUCCAACAGAUAUUCCGGAUCAAGUUAUAAGAGUUUUUAAAGCAGAUCAACAAAGCUGCUACAUUAUCAUCAGUAAGGACACCACAGCCAAAGAAGUCGUUUCCCACGCAGUACAUGAGUUCAGCUUGACAGGAGCCCCUGAGACGUAUUCCCUCUGUGAGGUUUCUGUUAGUCCAGAAGGUGUUAUAAAGCAGAGAAGACUUCCAGAUCAAUUCUCCAAAUUAGCAGAUAGAAUUCAACUAAAUGGAAGGUACUAUCUAAAAAAUAACAUGGAAACUGAAACCUUGUGCUCAGAUGAAGAUGCCCAAGAAUUACUUAGGGAAAGUCAGAUAACCUUAUUGCAACUUAGUACCAUUGAGGUAGCAACUCAGCUGUCAAUGAGGGACUUUGAAUUAUUUCGAAAUAUUGAGCCUACUGAAUACAUCGAUGAUCUUUUUAAGUUGAACUCCAAAACAGGGAAUGCUCACUUGAAAGAGUUUGAGAACAUUAUAAACCAAGAAACAUUCUGGGUUGCAACGGAAAUUUUGACAGAAUCAAAUCAGCUCAAAAGGAUGAAGAUUAUUAAGCAUUUUAUUAAAAUUGCUCUUCACUGUCGAGAGUGCAAGAACUUCAAUUCCAUGUUUGCAGUAAUAAGUGGUCUGAACCUUGCAUCUGUUGCAAGACUCAGAGGUACUUGGGAGAAACUGCCAAGCAAAUAUGAAAAACACCUUCGAGAUCUUCAAGAUCUUUUUGAUCCAUCCAGAAACAUGGCAAAGUAUCGAAAUAUUCUUAGUAGUCAAAGCAUGCAACCUCCAAUUAUUCCACUCUUUCCUGUUGUCAAGAAGGAUAUUACAUUUCUACAUGAAGGAAAUGAUUCCAAGGUAGAUGGCUUAGUAAACUUUGAGAAACUAAGAAUGAUUGCCAAAGAAAUCCGUCAAGUUGUCCGAAUGACUUCUGCUAACAUGGAUCCAGCUGUAAUGUUCCGACAAAGGAAGAAGAGGUGGAGGAGUUUGGGAUCAUUGAGUCAGGGCAGCACAAAUUCAAACAUGCUGGAUGUUCAGGGAGGUGCUCACAAAAAACGGGCCCGCCGAAGCUCACUGCUGAAUGCCAAGAAGUUGUAUGAGGAUGCUCAGAUGGCUAGGAAAGUGAAGCAGUAUCUUGCCAACCUUAAUGUGGAAACUGAUGAGGAAAAGUUCCAGAUAAUGUCCCUACAGUGGGAGCCUGCAUAUAAUACUUUGACCAAGAAUUUAAGUGAAAGACGAUCAACAAAAUCAUCAGAAAUGUCUCCGGUACCCUUGAGAUCAGUUGGUCCGAUCACAAAAGCCCAUCUGCAUCAGCCAAACAGAGUGAGCCAGGUGCUUCAAGUUCCUGCUGUUAAUUUGUACCCCAUCAGGAAAAAGUGUCCAGCAAAAGAGCAUGUUGCAUUUGGUACAAGUGCGCCACAAAAAAUUUUAGGAAUGUCUGAAGAAGUGAGUGGUAAGAAACUAGCAGAAGAUACUUUAUCAAUGUCAUCAUCUUUGCAUUCUAGCCCUCCUGCAUCUCCUCAAGGUUCUCCUCGCAAAGGUUAUACCCAUAUGCCAUCAGCUAAAUCCGAAAACUUCUCAGACUCAAGCCAUAGUGAGAUUUCAUCAAGGUCCAGCAUCGUGAGUAAUUGUUCUGUUGACUCAAUGUCUGCAGCUCUACAGGAGGAUCGGUCCUUACCCCAGUCUCUUAGUGGCAUGGACUCAGUUGGAGCAGCAGAAAAGAAGGAACACGCUCCAGUGACAGCUGACCACAGCCAGCAUGUGAUUGGAUGGACACUCUCAAGGCCUUCUGUAGUCAAGGGUUUAGCUGUUUCAUCAUCUGUGAGCACUGAGGAGAUUUCUCAUGAACACAUCACCAUAGAAGCAGCUGACAGUGGCCGUGGAAGUUGGACUUCAUGUUCAAGUAGUUCUCAUGACAAUUUCCAGAAUAUUCAGAACCAGAAGAGCUGGGACCUCUUAAAUUCUUAUCGACACACUCAUUUGGAUGUCCCCAUUGCUGAAGUGGAACCCACAAACUGUGAGCCUUAUUUGUAUCCAGAAGGCUACUCUCAGACGAACAGUCAGCCUAAAGAUGGCACAGAAUGGGUACAGUCAAGACAGAGCUGGGCCUCCUCAAGCUCUCUCUCAGACACAUAUGAGACAAACUAUGGGACAGUGAGGAGAAGAGUGGUAGAGGAUUCAAGUGCAGAGCCAGAGGAGGCUUUGGAUUCUCAUCCUAGCACUGAUGCCACAUAUAAAAUUACGUCCAGUACAGAAAAAGGCUUGAUAGUGUACUGUGUCACCUCACCUAAGAAGGACGAUAGGUAUAGGGGGCCACCUCCCACCCCACCAGGAUACAUGGGGAUUUCUUUAGCGGACAUAAAAGAAGGACCACCCCACCACCCACACGUAAAACCUCCAGACUAUAGUGUGGCAGUACAGAGGUCAAAGAUGGUACAUAGCAACCUCUCUAGACUUUCAUCAGCUUCUCUCGUUAGUGAACCUAUGGCCUGUAUUUCAUCGAAGAUCCUAUCUCAGCCGCAGUGGCAUAAUCUGCAGCCAUCCCAUCCUAAACUAGCCGAUGCGACUGAUGCAGAUAGUGAAGCAGAUGAAAAUGAGCAAGUUUCAGCAGUCUAGCCUUUGGGGAAAUCAUCUUCAAAACAAGUUCACAUCAAAAUACUUUGUAAAGAAGGACCAUAAGAUUCUGUUAGCCAGUGCUGACAGCUUACUGCUGCUACACUAAGAAGUUUUUAGUGCCUGUGUUAUGACCAGUGAGGUGGACCUGGCUGAAUUGUGCCUCUAUUGCAUGUAGUCUCAACAGCCUGUGAAAUCCAUACUGACAUGUGACGGAGCAUCCAGUCUGCAAAACUCACUGACACUGUACAUUGAUAUAAUUGUUAUAAGUGUCUGUCUACACACUAGGCCUUCAUUGGGAUAAUCAAUUUUGAGAACCACUUAAACUGUGGAAAAUCAUGUUUAGUAUCAUAGAGUAUUUCUAUGGAUUUCCCUCGAAAAUUAUUUUAAGGUAACAUUAUGGUUUUCCAGCCAAGAAUGUUAAUUUCAUGGACCUAUUGGACAUAUAUUAUUUUCAUGUCCAUAUUUUUCAUGCACAACGUCAAAACUUCUGCCAAAAAACAAGGACUUUGCAGUGGUGUUUGAAUAAUAAUUUAUUAACUAAUUGAGAGUUUUUAGAGUUUUCUUUAUUUGUGUUUGAGUGUUAUGCUGUGGUUGGCUAAUGUGUAUGUUUAGAAGGAAAUAAAAAUUAGACUCACUUUAACUAUUCUUAGGAUAGUCAAUCAAGUGUCCUUUAAAGCAAAGCUUAUGUUCCCCAAGGAAAAAUACAAGGACAGAUUACAGCAUGGUUAUACACAUAAAAUUGAGGGAAAGUAUAUUCUGAAUGGAAUGGAAACGAUUUCUUGUUUGUGAAUUUAGAUCAGCAAAAUGUCACCAUCUUGUAGUCCCAGUUGGAAAAGUUUAGUGAGCCUGUCUUUUUAAAAAAAAAGAAUCAAAGUAUGAAUCAAUCAAUAAAUACUUACCAAAUGCGUAUGGUGUGCCAAGCACUGAGAUGGGCCCUGGAGAUACAAAUGUAGAGAAUAAAACAAUCACUAACUCUUAAGAAACUUAGGUUCUGAUGGGGGGAAAUCAUUACCUUGAAGUCUUAAGAGAUUCCCUAAAUUAUUAAAAUGGAGGUGCUCGAAUGCAUGAAACUCAUCUCUAUGACUAAAAUGCUAUAAGCUUAGUUAAAUACAACUCCACUGUUUCUGAAGGUAAAAAGCAGCCUGGCAAAUAUACUUUAACUAGGAGUAUAAAACAAGUAGGUCAUAGUUUUGAAUUGGGUUUUCAAUUCCAGUUAAUCACUUUGCGUACCUACAGAGAAGCAGAGUAGAAAUGUUAUCUACUAAGCCAUUGAGUGCUAUAAAAAUAUUUAUGAAAUGGAACUGCUGCAUUUUUACCUAUUUCUGAUAAUUUCCAAUUAUCAUUGGGUUAUAUUUUACUGGUAUGUGUGCAUUUAUGAUAUCAGUCCCACUGUCAAGUGGCCUGUUUUAAAAUUUUAGCCAACCAAAGUAUAGGCUUUUUUAUUUUUGGGGUGGGAGAAAGGGGAGACCCAAACACAGGGGUAUAAAAAUGAACACGCUUGUUCUUUACCAGUGUAGGUACUCAAAGAUGCAUUCCAGUGACUUAAUUGGACAUGAAUGUGUUAAUAUAGAUUUGAACAUGUAAUUGUACAUUUCUGUGACCUCAUUUACAAGGUGGGCUAGAUUUUUAACGUUUUUUACAAGCUGGGUGAAAUGUUUUCUACAUCCUAAGUUAAAAGAGUUUUUAAAGUUAUUUUAUAUUAUUUCAAUUUUAUAGUGUGCAAGGUAAGUAAAAUAACAUUCAGAAAGUUACGAGUACCAAAAAAAAAUUCCAAAGCCAAUUAUGUGCAUUACCCAAAUGAACUUUGGGCAGAAAUUGGUUAAUAUUUGAGUGUGUGUUGUCAAUCAUGUUUUCAUUUGUGACUUUUUGUGUAAAUGUUACUCUCAGUAGGACUAUCUUCCCCUUUUCUAUCCCUUCCUCUCAAAGCCCCAAGUCAGUACACAGUUCUAAAGUAAUGGUAUUUGUUCUCUUUUCCUCUGUAGGGCUUACAGUUAAUCUUAAGAAAAGCAAGAAAGAAAUCCAUGCCUAAAAAAUUAUUUUGCCAAAAUCAUAGCUGAUAACUGAAGCUCACAUAUUUCUUUCUCAGAGUGAAGGUUUCUGGAUUAGAUUAGCUGCUGCAGUAAGGACUUGACAUAGCAGGGUUUUUUUUUUUUGCCCUAAUGGGCUAGAAAUAACAUGAAAAGUAAUAUGGGAAAUAAGUUACAUGCUUUAAAACCAUGUUGUAGUCAUCCGACAUGUAAAGAAUUUACAUUUAAUCAGGAAGCUGUAUAUGUACAUUGCCUGAAAAGAGGAAUAUUUUUUCUUUCAUAUACUUUUUUUUGCUCCUAGUUUGUGGACCACUUGCCAUAACUAACAAAAAACAAAGCCGUGUCUUUCCUGCAAGUGUCUUGUUUAAUUGGUGUGCAAUAUUCAGUAAGCUGUUUUAUAUCCACUCUCCAAGUUAGACUGGGGUUUAUAAAACCUCUUCUUACUUAGCAGGCUUUUUCAUGUGAUAGGAAAUCUGAGUAGGCAUUUUACCUGGAUAGAGGUAUUUUAUGUAAAUCAAGAUAGUCACAUGAAGGGACUGGGAAGUAGGUGAACUUUUCUAUGCUUCUGAUUCAGAGUGGCUUACUGCUGCCUGGCCUGGCUGUGCAUGCUAGGGAUUCUAGUGAUCACACUGAUCAGGGACAACAGGUAAAUGUGUAGUGGUUGUGUGUGGGUUUGAGAAGUAAUUAUUCCCUUUUUGUUGAGUUUGAUUGUAGGUAUUAUUUUAAGUUGGUUUACAGUUUUUCAUUUUCCUGGUUUGUCACUAAGCCAUAGUGAGAGAAGCCACUGACCUUGUAUGUCCCAUAAUCCCCUGUCUGGUUUCUUUUGACCUUUUCCAAAUUCCUCACUUUAGUCAAGGGAUGAACAUGCCUCUCCCUGUGGCCCUUCUUACUCCACUAGAGCACUGGUAUGUGGAGGAAGUGCUUUAAAAAUCCCUGACGUGCCAAAUGGGGCCAAGAAAGCAAUUUAACUUCCACCAAAUAAUUUCUUAAAAAUAAAAUUUUAAGGAAAAUAAAUAAUUCUAAAGAGCAUCUUAAUUUAAGAUUAACAUAAGUAGUGUUAAUUUUUCUUUUGCACUUUUUCUUUCAAUAAAAGCGGAUGCUCUAUUCAUGACUGAUAAAAAUACCCACAAAAUUAGUUUCAGCAGAGAGUGUUAAAUUGCAAAGGAAAUUCAUUAUUGUGCUAAUCUUAAAGCUCAGAAUCUUAGAGUAGCAGGACUUAGGGAUGACUCUACCCAGCUUGUGAACAUGAACCUAAGGCUUCCUUGUAAUUAUGUAGAUCCCAUCACUUGCAAGAUUGAGUAAGUCCUUGUAAAGCAUUUCCUCCCAAACCAAGAAUGGAGGGAAAGCAUUCUUAUUUCCUUUAUCUUAAAAGCAAUUUGAUUGCAAUGGACUGACAAAAAUUUUGUUGUCAUUUUAAGCUUUAUUGAUUAUUAGAAAUAGUUUGAGAAAUCCAUUAACUUAAACUGAUUGGGAGAAAAGGGAUACUCUGUUUAGAAAAGCUUCCCAAUAUAUCUAAAAAUUAAAACUUGAACACCCAGUUCAGCUUUAGCUUAGGUUGUGCUUUUUGUGGCUGUCUUUAUUUUUGAUACACAUGGAAUGCAGUUUAACUUGGUAUUAUGAAUUCUAAAUAUGUGAGAAUAUUGGCAAAAAAACCACACAAAACUGCACAGUUGAAAUAAUAUUCCAGUGGUAACUGUGCUGCACAGUUCAGUGAUUGUAAAGCAUUCUGUAACAAGCAAUGUCUGUCUCCUAUUUUUUGAUACCUCUUACACUUAUGUCUUUUAGAAAGACAGUGCCUCUGUAUGCUUUUUGUAUUUUUACUGAGUGAUUGUAAAUAUUUGUUAUAUUUUUGGUUAAGAGAAUGUUUAAAAGUAAUGUUUAUUAUCCAAUCUACUAAUAUGUUGUUGAAAACAAUAAACAAUAUAUAUACAUUAA
Phascolarctos cinereus (koala) is the source of this 9288-nucleotide messenger RNA. It is a transcript of the gene RAPGEF6, whose product is annotated as Rap guanine nucleotide exchange factor 6. NCBI's taxonomy places the organism in Eukaryota, Metazoa, Chordata, Mammalia, Diprotodontia, Phascolarctidae. The record is from RefSeq and is a predicted model, not a curated record. Gene Ontology annotation, molecular function: protein binding; guanyl-nucleotide exchange factor activity. Gene Ontology annotation, biological process: small GTPase-mediated signal transduction.